AUGACUAGCAGUGGCGGCGGCGUGAAAAGGUCCCUGUUCAGCAAGUGCGCUGUAAGGGCUGCGGUACCUGCGGUCACGAAUUCGGCCUUGACAGCGGGCGGCGGCGCCGGAUCAAUCUUCAGUCGCAAUGUCAAUUACGAGGACAUUGUCCGCGCAGAGAGGGCGCAGCGGGAGAGGAAGGCCGCAAAGGCCAAGGCGCGCAGCGGCGGGGCAGGGGAAAAGAGGAAGAAGAGCGAGGGUCCUGACGCGAAGAAGCGCAGAAUAUCCGCAGAUGAUUGCGACGUUGGGAGCGGUUCGGCGAGUGAAGUUGAGAAGAGGAAGAAGAAGGAUGACAAGGUUCAAAGAAGACCUGUGACGCGCAGCACACCGACGAAGCGGAAGGACUUGUGGGAGGGGCUGGAAGCGUCGCCAAAGACACGGCCAUCUCCACGGUCCAAGGAGGCCGUGAAGAGUACUACUAUUUAUCUCGACGACGGAGAUGGAGAGGAGACCGAAGACGACGAUCUGAUCAAACUCACCCCCGCAAAGCCCAAGAACGCGGGACCUGAUCUGUUGACCGAAAAGGACUCGGACGAGGAGGAUGAAUACCUACGCCUACUGAAGCAGAAGGCACGCGAAAAGGCUCGACUUCAUCGUCAGGGCGGCCAAACGAUUCAGAGAUCUAGCACUCCGGCUGAUCGACAGCCCUCAAUUGCCCGCGAAGAUAUUGAUCCGAAUUCACCUGCCGGUGUGCAUUCGCAGGGGACCAGCCGACCAGCUUCGUCUAACUCCGUCCAGGACUUCGAGGCGUCAGCCGCACGCACACACAAGCCCCCCGAACAAGAAAAUGACCCAGAAGUCAAGAUCAUGAUCCAGUCCCAGAUCCCCGGUACCAACUCCCUCAUCGUCAAGCGCAAGGCAUCGCAAUCCCUGAAACAGGUCAAGGAGUUCUGGUGCCGGAAAUUCGACCUCGAAGACUCGGUCGCCAGGCAAGUCUUCUUCACGUGGAAAGGGACGAGACUGUUCGACUCGACGACGAUGCGCGGCAUCAUUCGGGGCUUGAAGAAGGAUUACCACCGCCAGCAGCGACCACGAAGUUUAAGCCUGGGCAUUGAGGAUGUGGAGGAGAACGGUGACGGGGAUGCUGGAUACGACUCCAGCAGCGCCAAGGAUCCCAGUGGAGGGCACAUCAUGCUUGAAGCCAUGACGCCCGAGCUCUACGACCAGAGGCUACGCGACAAAGACCGUCUUCGACAACGACAACGAUCGCUACUCACUUCCUCAGCCGAUGGAAGCGAUGAUGAGGACGAGGGCGGAGGCGACGCAGACCAGGAGGGAAGAGAGCACGACACAGAAGCUGCAAGAGCUCCCUUGCGAACGGCGGCGGCAGCAGCAGUAGCAGAAAGAGACAAAGGUGCGAUCGUCAUCCGACUGGUAAGCAAGGACCUGGAACCCAUGCAGCUACGGGUGCGGCCGAACACCACGAUCGGCAAGAUCAUGCGCGGGUUCGCGGCGACGAGGAAAGUCGACGAAGCAAAGACGCCGUGGUUGAUUUUCGACGGCGAAAGACUCGACAAAGAGAGCACAGUCGAAGAAGUCGGCUUUGAGGACGAGGACGAAGUCGAGGUUAGUAUUCGGUGA
Fonsecaea monophora is the source of this 1620-nucleotide messenger RNA. RefSeq lists its product as hypothetical. Gene Ontology annotation, molecular function: protein binding. The transcript has a single exon. The record is from RefSeq and is a predicted model, not a curated record. NCBI's taxonomy places the organism in Eukaryota, Fungi, Ascomycota, Eurotiomycetes, Chaetothyriales, Herpotrichiellaceae. The coding region runs from base 1 to 1620 and encodes 539 amino acids.